AUGAAAUUAGGACCCGCCGGAGGCCGGUUCCUCAGGAGGAGGAGAGCGUGGCGGGAACGCGCAUGCGUGGUAGGAGCCCUCCACGUGCUGCCGAGCCGAGGCCUCCCCGCGCUCCGAGGCCCCGCCCCCGGCCUCCGCGUCUUUCCGGACGAGCGGAGCUGGCGAGGGAGGAAGGAGGCUGGGCCUGGAGGCUCGGCCCCACCUCGGCAGCCUCCCAUUGGGCGCGAGUGA
Messenger RNA from Rangifer tarandus platyrhynchus (Svalbard reindeer), 231 nucleotides. NCBI's taxonomy places the organism in Eukaryota, Metazoa, Chordata, Mammalia, Artiodactyla, Cervidae. The record is from the annotation of a GenBank genome assembly.